AUGCCCUCCACUUCCGGCCUCGCCUCGCCAGCCCUUUCAAAGCUCGUCCCUACCACAUCCACAAGGCUGAUCUUCUCUCGUGGUGCGCCAGGCUCAAGUGAACCGUCGGCAUGGGUGACGCUCAGCCUCUCGAGCUACUCACCGGCGAGUACAUCCAGCCAACAACUGUUAAGCCACACGCAGUCGAUACUUCCUCAAAAAGGGGGCCAGUCUCGCGCAGAUACUCUAUCCCGCAACCUCGCCGUCGACGGCCCACUCAAGUCAUACAUUGACGUCGCAGCCAGCGCUUAUGCCGCGGACCAAAGCCUCCAUAACACUUUCACAAACAACUCUUUCAACAAGGGCUACGCACAGUUCCCCAAUUGCUUCGCACUAGAUACAAUCGAAGGCUCGUUCAAAAGUGGCAUGACGCUUACUUCCGGUUUCACCGACGCAGGUGUCACCCCUGCUAUUUGGAGCUUCUCCUAG
Penicillium samsonianum is the source of this 468-nucleotide messenger RNA. RefSeq lists its product as uncharacterized. Bases 1 to 468 code for a protein of 155 amino acids. The record is from RefSeq and is a predicted model, not a curated record. The transcript has a single exon. NCBI's taxonomy places the organism in Eukaryota, Fungi, Ascomycota, Eurotiomycetes, Eurotiales, Aspergillaceae.